GUCUUGCUGCAACCAGGAAAUCAAAGUGCGCACAGCGGAGAGACCGUGGCAUUUCAGGUGGUGAGGCUUUCUUCUGUUCUGUGAGUAUAUGUGUGUGUCAGCUCUGCUGAACUUGACAAGAGAAAGGAGUGUGACACUGCUAUGCUGCUGACGUGAGCGUGGCUGUCAGUGAACUGUGUUAAACUCUCUGCUUAUGAGAGCCUUGCAGGGAGCGUGACAGUCUGAGGUGUGGUGGUUUGCAGACACAGUUGCUCUUCUUCUCACCUCUCCUGCCUCUCAUGUUCAGUUGUUGCUGUUCUUGAAGCGUGAAGGACUUUUGUGUUUUUGAAUUGUUAUGAAGGUCUGACUGAGUUAGAUCACCGGUGGCUGCUUUGGGAAGAGGUGGUCAGCUUCCAGGAUCACACAUUCUUAGAUAAUGUGAUGCUGCCUGCUGGAUUAUUCUAUGAACCAAAUCUGGAUGAUCUGUGAGGAGACUAGGAUGUAUGCUUCACAGAUCAAGCUGGGAUCUCACAAAAAGGACAGAUUAUGUAAGGAUGAAAACUCAAAUGGAACUUGGAACUUUAUUCAGUAGCUACUUCAGUUUCUGCUCAAUGAAAUGUUGACCAGUUACACACUGAACUUUAACUGAUAUUUAAAUUUUUUAAUUUUUUGGAUCACGUCAUUAUCAUCGACAACACACAACCAGACCUCGUGGCAGAGGCGAAGAGAACACAAUGGCGGCAGUAGGUCCAAAGUCCACUUCUCAGCCUCCCACCAGUGGAGAUCGGCGGCUGGCAGACAAGGCUCUCCGAAGACUGGAGAAACUCUAUGAACUUUGCAUGAACCCUCUGCUGGGCCUGAGGAAUAACCCACCCUGCCUUCCAGAUCUGAUUUCUGAGACUGUGAUGCUGCUUAUAGAGAUAUGGGAGCCGUACCAAGGAUCCAAGGCAUCAAACAGUCAGAUGCCCCGAGGAGAUGAGACCUAUUAUCUGAGGGUCCAUAUCAGAAACCUGCUGGACAAAGUGAACAGAGCACUGCUGCUGUUUAAAGAAGGACAAGAGAAGAUCUUUGAGGAGACAUCCAGCUACAGGAGGAACUUGACUAAACUGUCCUUACUAUUCAGCCACAUGCUGUGGGAGCUGAAAGCUCUGUUUCCCGAGGGAAGAUUUCAUGGUGACACUUACAGGGUGACCAAGUCAGAGGCUGAGGAGUUUUGGAGACAUUCAUUUGGCAACAAGUGCAUUGUGCAGUGGACUACUUUCAAACAGCAGCUAAAAAGCGUCCAUGCAUUUGAAGAAGGGAUGGAAUCAAUGGCUCUGAAGUCAACAAUAGAUCUCACCUGCAAUGACCAUAUCUCCAUCUUUGAGUUUGAUAUCUUCAUUAGACUGUUUCAGCCUUGGAUGUCACUUAUUCGGAACUGGAACCAGUUAGCGGUGACCCAUCCAGGGUACAUGGCCUUCCUUACCUAUGACCAGGUUGAAGGUCGUCUGAAACACUACCUGCACAGACCUGGAAGCUAUAUAUACCGUCUGAGCUGCACGAGGAUGGGCCAGUGGGCCAUUGGCCAUGUGACCACGGACGGUGCUGUUGUGCAGACUAUUCCACAGAAUACACCUCUCUACCUGGCACUCAUUCAGGGAUUCAAGGAAGGCUGCUACUUGUACCCAGAUGGCCGCGAUGUGAACCCUGACCUGACGAGCCUGUGUGAACCUUCCCAGAGGGGUAAAGUCAAAGUCACAGAGGAGCAGUAUGAGCUCUACUGUGAUAUCGGCAGUACUUUCCAGCUGUGCAAGAUCUGUGCAGAGAGGGAUAAGGACACUCGUAUCCAACCCUGUGGACAUCUCCUGUGCCAACCCUGCCUCUCCGGAUGGCAGGAUCCAAAAACUGACAGAAUCUCUCAAAAAAUUAAAGGAGUUGAGGGCAAAGUGUCCGUCAUCUCUUCCCUGUGCAGCAGUGAACCCACUGACUGA
This is a messenger RNA of Thalassophryne amazonica, 1949 nucleotides long. RefSeq names its product E3 ubiquitin-protein ligase CBL-like. NCBI's taxonomy places the organism in Eukaryota, Metazoa, Chordata, Actinopteri, Batrachoidiformes, Batrachoididae. Bases 714 to 1949 code for a protein of 411 amino acids. Gene Ontology annotation, cellular component: plasma membrane; membrane raft. Gene Ontology annotation, molecular function: SH3 domain binding; ubiquitin protein ligase activity; calcium ion binding. Gene Ontology annotation, biological process: negative regulation of epidermal growth factor-activated receptor activity; cell surface receptor signaling pathway. The record is from RefSeq and is a predicted model, not a curated record. The transcript has 8 exons.